AAAGAUUUCAAAAAUUUUUGAAAAAAAAUUUUGAAAAAAUUUCAAAAAUUUCAAAAAAAUAUAAAUAAUUAAAAAAUCGUCGCUAAAAGCCAGCGUGUACAUAAAACCAUUCAACAAAAUCUUCACCCUCCACACACACACUCACUUGUGUGUGCGCUCUAAUCCAAUUAACCCCAACCACUGCGUGUCUGUGCAUUUGUGUGCGUGUCUUUGCACAACAGCGAGAAAUAUCGCCACCCAUCAACCAACAACCGACAGUCAACAGUAGUGUCAUCGCGUUUGUAUUGCUAUUAAUUUCACUUCUAAUAAAUCCAACGUCAGGCAGCUACUACCUACGCACACAUACAGCACAGCCACAGCGACCAACUUUCUUUCCAAACAAACAACAUUGAAUCUCGUCACCAGCGCUGUGUUGCUGCAAAUCAAUCCAAGAGUCACGUUUAAAAUCAAUAAAUUUCUUUGUUUACUUAGUCGCUUAGUCGUCGUCGUCGCUAGUCUCCGUUCGUCAUCAUGUUGAUUGGAUUAGUACGCGAUUCGGUGAUGCAGUGCUUCUGCCAUACAUGCCGGGCUCCCAUUUUGCCAGCUGUAUCGCGGAGAUCAGCACCCAUUAAGAAGAACAAUAAAAUACGCUCAAAACAGCCGCGUCUUUCCAAGAAAGUGAAAUUUAUCACCACUGAAAUUCGCUGCCAGGAGAAAUCGCGUGGCGGUCUUAGCUAUGAAGUGAUUCUGGCCGAGCCAGCACCCAAUGUGGUAGUACCCAAGCGUCCAGUGACACCUGGUAAAAAUGUGUCAGCCGAAGAGAUCGAGCAAAAGCUGAAAGCUGCCGAAGAGCGACGCAUUUCUUUGGAACAAAAGAAAAUGGCCGAUUUAACCUACAAACUGUCGAAAAUCGAGGAGGCCACACGCAAAAAGGAUGAAAUCACCAAUGAGUUCAUCAAUCAGACCAAGGAGAAGUUGGAAACCAAAAUCGAACAGCAUGUUGAGAAACGCGAAGCCAUCAUUAGCGACAUGAAGGAGAAAUUGAAGAUUCACUCACAAGAAAUUGAGAAGACACGCGAACAAUUGGAGCAGCAGAAAUCCAUUGAAAAAGUGGCCAUUGAGGAGAAAUUGAAGACCGCUCAGACUUUGCGAGAUGAGAACAUUAAAAAGAUGCUGGAACGUCUUAAGGAGCAUAACACUAACAAAAAAAAUCAAAUCGACCAAUUGGAAACACAAAAACUCGAGGAGAAGACCCGCAUUAUUGAAAAUAAAUUGUACACCGCCGAACAAAAUCGUGAAAAGGAGAUACAAAAGAAAAUUGAAAAAGUUCAAAAACUUGAACGUCGCGCUGAAUUGGUGCGCCAGAAUAAGGCGGCAGCACAGCAACCGAUUUGUGAUGAUACCAACACAGCUAUUGCCUCAUCUGGUUAGAGCGACAACAACAACAUAAAGAAGAACACAACAACAAUAAUAUUUACAAAAAAACGGCACACAUACAUAGAAAACAAGAAAAAACAAACAGUUAAGAGCAAAAGAAAAUCGCAACAACAACAAUAACACUGAAGAUGAAUGAUGGCGGGGAUGGAGGAGGAGUUUUGCGGAGAGAAAACCUAAUGUGCGACAGGGUGAACCUUGAGCGCAUAGCAGGAAAACGGUUGAAAAUUGAGCAGCAUACAAAACUCUGGCGCAGCUUAAGAACACUUAUGUAAUAUUGCAAAAAAAAAACCACACUAACAACUUAGCAUAGGAAAUGCGACUAAAAUUUCGAGACGAAACCAGCCGUUGCACAACUUAAAUGAUAUUUAAAAAAUAUAUAAAACAAAGAAGAAACGAGUAUAACUGCAGCAGUAAUAAAUGAAAAAAAAAAAUAAAAUAUUAAACAAAAUCAUACAAAUUAUUUAAAUGAAGCGUUUUCACAACACUCUUGCGUAUAGAAGGAAAAACAAUAAAAAAUACAUACCUAUGUAAUGAUUAAAGAUGAUAUGCCGCAGAAAAGCAACAGCAAAAAACCAUAACUCAACACUCGUCAAAGGCAAAUUCAGCAAAAUCAGCAGAAAAGAUAACACACUUUAUAAAUUAUAAUUAUUAUUAAUAAUAUGUAAAAUGAGUGAGCUGCAGCAGAACAUACACAGAGAAACACACUUUACUAUUCGAAGAAAAAUGAAGCGAAAGCAUAAACAUUAAACGCAUUAAAAUAUACAUACAUAUAUUCUCAU
Bactrocera tryoni is the source of this 2195-nucleotide messenger RNA. RefSeq names its product stathmin (gene stai). The transcript has 7 exons. Gene Ontology annotation, molecular function: tubulin binding. Gene Ontology annotation, cellular component: cytoplasm; neuron projection. Bases 511 to 1410 code for a protein of 299 amino acids. The record is from RefSeq and is a predicted model, not a curated record. Gene Ontology annotation, biological process: neuron projection development; microtubule depolymerization; regulation of microtubule polymerization or depolymerization. NCBI's taxonomy places the organism in Eukaryota, Metazoa, Arthropoda, Insecta, Diptera, Tephritidae.